GCGGGGAAGGAGAGGAGGAGGGAGGACGGAGAGCAUAGUUUAACUAGAACCCAUCGGCUAACGGAAAGUGGAGGGGGCGGGUCGGGUCUGGAAAGUAAGUCUCGCGAGAAGCGGGGGCUCCGGCCUCUCUCGGCCGGAGAGGGGCGGGUACCCCGAGUGGACACCACGUGGGAAGCGGAGCCUGGGACCGAGAGAUUAGAUCCUGAGCCGCGGAGAUGCGGAAGGAGUCGCAGCAGUCGCUGUCUCAGCAGUCGCUGUCGCAGCAGUCGCUGUCGCAGCAAUCGCAGCAGUCGCAAUCGCAGCAGUCGCUGCCACCGCAGUCGCAGUCGCCGUCGCCGCCGCCGCAGCCGCCGAGUAUGCCUCCCGACGCCCCGGAAUGGAACCUGCCUCCCAACGCGCCGGCCUGCAUGGAGCGGCAGCUAGAGGCGGCGCGCUACCGGUCCGAUUGCUCCCUGCUUCUGGGCGCGUCCAGCCUUAGCGGCCGCAGCUGGGCCGGCUCCCUGUGGCUGUUCAAAGAUCCCAACGCGGCCCCCAACGAGGGUUUCUGCUCGGCCGGAGUCCAGACCGAAGCCGGGCUGACUGACCUCUCCUGGGUAGGGAACCGGGGCAUCCUCGUGGCCUCAGACUCGGGUGCUGUGGAACUGUGGGAACUGGACGAGGGUGAGAGACUUAUCGUCAACAAGUUCUGCAAAUAUGAGCAUGAUGACAUAGUGACCAGUGUUAGUGUUCUCGUCACUGGCACACAGGCUAUCAGCGGCAGCAAAGACUUCUGCAUAAAAUUUUGGGACCUUUCAGGAGAGAGAAUGCUAACCUCCUAUAGAGCUCACUCUGGCCCCGUCUCCAGCGUUGCUGCUUCUCCCCACAAGGAGGCUCUGUUCCUGUCCUGCGGGGAGGACAACAGAGUUUUACUGUGGGAUCUCCGAUGCCCCAAGCCAGCUUCACAUGUUGGCCAAAGUGCCUCCCAUCACCUUCCUACCUCACUGGCCUGGCAUCCUCAGAAGGAACGCGUUUUCACUUUUGGUGAUGAGAAUGGCACUGUCUUCCUUGUGGACUUCAAGAACCCCAACUCGAUCCUCUCCUCAUCUGUGCACUCCCAAAGCGUCACGAGGCUGGUGUUCUCACCUGAUAGUUCGCCCCUCCUGGCAUCCCUCAGUGAAGACUGUUCCGUAGCUGUGCUUGAUUCUGGACUUUCAGAGGUGUUUAGAAGCCGGGACCACACAGACUUUGUGAGAGAUGCUACAUGGUCCCCAGUCAACAACCAGUUGCUCACAACUGUGGGCUGGGACCAUCAGGUUUUCCACCACACUGUGCCCUCAGAACCAGCUAUAAUUCCUGAUCCAGAUGGUGCCAGCAACUAGAUUGGAUUUGAGGCAGAAAAGGCAAAAAAAAUCCUACAAAUCCAUACCCACUUACUCCUUGGUUUGUGAGAAGACAAGUCCUGUAUGUAGCAGGUUUGGUCUGUUAGAGCUGAGCAGUUGGGAGACACUGAGUUUCUCUGCCUGGGGUCCUGUAGACUCAUAAGGAAACAGCCAUUUAUUUUUUUAGAUUAUAUUUAAAUUUUUUUAAAAUGAUAAUCCGGGACCGUUGUUCCCACAUCUAGUUACCUCCCCUCCCCUCCUCUUGUUGCUCCUUCCCAAACGUACAUAAAAAGGUAUAAAAGAGUGUCCUCCUGUGCCCUUUGGGGGUUUUGGUUAUUGUGAUUAUAGAAACCAGAAAUUCCCAGUUUGGGGAACCCCAGGACAGCCUCUUGCCUUAGUCAUUUGAUGUAGUUUCUUUCCCUUGGUAUGAAUCCUUGCUUGGUAGAGCAGGAAGGAUACCUUCUUGCCCUAAUCACAAGAGACUAGUUCAGUGUUAUGUUUUGGCUGAGUGCCAGUGGGGUUAGUUAGACUUGGUUUAGGGGUGUCCAGGCGGAUUUGAGGAGAAAAUGGGAAGUGGGGACAAGACAGAAAACUGACAGACUAGAAGAGGGGGAGGGUUUGGGGAUCUGUUCUCUGGUACCAGCCUGUCCUGACCACCACCUCCUGAGGCUUCUCAGCUUUCAGAAGUUGGCUUGCUAUGGUUAGGGCCAUGUCAAGGAUAGAUUUCGUUGCCACGAGCCAUCCCAAUGGAGAAUCUGAGAUGACGUGGUGAAAUAAAAUUCUCUGUUUUAGGA
Antechinus flavipes (yellow-footed antechinus) is the source of this 2152-nucleotide messenger RNA. It is a transcript of the gene WDR77, whose product is annotated as WD repeat domain 77. Bases 216 to 1358 code for a protein of 380 amino acids. NCBI's taxonomy places the organism in Eukaryota, Metazoa, Chordata, Mammalia, Dasyuromorphia, Dasyuridae. Gene Ontology annotation, molecular function: protein binding. The transcript is spliced from 10 exons. Gene Ontology annotation, cellular component: methylosome. Gene Ontology annotation, biological process: oocyte axis specification. The record is from RefSeq and is a predicted model, not a curated record.